CAGAACAUCAGCCACAAGUUAGACAAAAGAGACAGGGGGACAUGUGGGUACUCUUUCUUCUCUCUUUCAUUUCCUGCUCCAUUUGUUCUAUCAGAUCUUUGAAAUCUUUUUGCUCUGCUGGAUUCGAAAUGGCUUCUGGGAAAUAUCAAGAAUCCUCAUCCUCACGGUUUUCUCGUUGUAAAUAUCAAGUAUUCUUGAGUUUUAGAGGUGAAGACACCCGCAAGAACUUUACUGAUCACCUCUAUACAGCUCUGGUUCAAGCAAGGAUUCGCACAUUUAGAGAAGAUAAUGAAAUCCGGGGAGGAGAAAAUAUCGAUUUGGAGCUCCAACAGGCAAUACAACAAUCAAAAAUAGCGAUAAUCGUGUUCUCCAAAAACUAUGCUUCAUCAAGAUGGUGCCUUGAUGAACUUGUAAUGAUCAUGGAGCGAGUGAGGACUGGUAGCUGCAUAGUUUUUCCAGUAUUCUAUGAUGUGGAUCCAUCCCAGGUCAGAAAGCAGACAGGGAGCUUUGCUGCAGCAUUUGUGGAACAUCAAAAGCAUUUCAAGGAGGAGAUGGACCGGGUGAAUGGGUGGAGGAUUGCUUUGAAGAAUGUUGCAGAUUUAGGAGGAAUGGAUUUAGGAGAUGGGUAUGAGGCACAAUUUGUCCAAUCUAUUGUGGAGAAGGUCUCAAUGAAAUUGGAUCGAAAAAUAUUUCAGGUCCCCCUUCAUUUCAUUGGAAGAGAUCUUCUAAUAAAUUGUAUCAACUCAUGGUUGCAAAAUGGCUCUGAUGGUGCUGCCAUUGUUAUACUCUAUGGAAUUGGUGGUGUUGGGAAGACAGCCAUAGCAAAGAGUGUUUAUAACCAAAACUUUUAUAAAUUUGCAGGCAAGAGCUUUCUAUCAAAUGUUAGAGAAAGGUCAAAAGAAUCCAAUGGUGUAGUUCGCCUACAGAGGCAACUUCUUUCUGAUAUCCUAAACAAGAUUGUUGAUGAGAUACAUGAUGUUGAUGAAGGGAUUAUAAAAAUUGAAGAUGCAUUAUGUUGCAGAAGAACUUUUAUUACUCUCGAUGAUGUAGACAAAAGGGAGCAAUUCAAUGCAAUAGUUGACAUGCGAAACUGGCUUUGUCAAGGAAGUAAAAUCAUUGUAACAACUAGAAAUAAGAGUUGGAUUACAGCUGAUGAUGAGUUUGUCGAGUUCAAAGUUAAACCUCUAGAUAACGAAAAAUCACUUGAGCUUUUCAGUUGGCACACCUUUGGACAAGCUCACCCUGUUGAGGAUUUUACAGAUCUUUCUUGGAGAAUAGUAAAUCAUUGCAAUGGACUUCCAUUAGCCCAUCGUGUUAUUGGUUCUUCAUUAUCUAGAAAAAGAAGACAAGUAUGGGAAAGCAUAUUACAAGAAAUGGAAGUGAUUCCUAACUGUGAAGUUCAAAAGGUUCUUAGAAUAAGUUAUGACUCUCUCGAUGAUGAUUAUCAGAAGGACUUAUUCCUUGAUAUUGCAUGUUUCUUCAAUGGCAUGGAUGAGGAUUAUGUAUCUACGAUACUAGACGGGCUUGGUGUAGGUGCAACGUAUAGGGUUGACAAUCUCAUCGAUAGAUGUCUUUUGGAAAGAGACCAAAAGAAAAGGUUGUGUAUGCAUCAACUCAUAAGAGACAUGGGACGGCAAAUUGCCCGCCAAGAAUCACCUAAAUGUCAAAGAAUAUGGCAUCACACAGAAGCUUUUACAAUAUUGAAAGAAACAAUUCAGGAUGCUGAGAAAUUGCGUGGCCUUACCCUAGAUAUGCAUGCAUUAAUGAAAGAUAAUUGCACAGAAGUCGUUUGUACUGAUUCAAUGGUUCGCCACAAGUAUAACUUGUUUCAACACUGUCCUCUUCCUCCAUUCCUCCCUUCAGAAUGGAUUUCCGAAUUUUUCUUUAGGGAACAAGUACAAGCUGGCCAAACAAGUUUAUUUCCCAUCCCCAGCACGGAUGUUUUCAGAAAGAUGCAAAAUGUAAAAUUCCUUCAACUAAAUUACAUGAAAUUCUAUGGAAGUUAUGAACACUUCCCCAAGAACUUGAUAUGGUUAUGUUGGCAUGGAUUCUCUUUGAGAUCCAUACCAAAGCACUUUUGCUUAGAGAAGCUUGUGGUUCUUGAUCUAUCUAAAAGCAGUCUAGUUGAUGCUUGGAAAGGCAAACUGUCUCUUCCAAAAUUAAAAAUUCUUGAUCUCCGUUACUCGCGUGAUCUCAUCAGAACCCCAAAUUUCUCAGGUCUCCCAGUCCUUGAAAAGCUAAUACUUGAAGGGUGUGUCCAUUUAGUUCAGAUUCAUGAAUCUAUUGGAGAUUUACAUUGUCUCGUGAUCUUAAAUCUGAAGAACUGUAAGAGUCUUUUAGAGCUACCGGAAGAAAUAAGCAGUUUGAGUUCACUUCAAUUGCUUCAUUUAGAUGGUUGCUCAAAUCUUGAUGGCUUGAAUAUGGGGUUAGAUCAUCAUCAGGGACUUAGGUUGCUUCAAAGUGAUGGAAUUGUUGCAAGUACAUCAUACAUUGAAUCUCUUCUGUUGAAGCUGUUCGUUCCCUCUAGAUUUUCAGCAAGGAAAAAUUCGAGAUUUACCUCCUUUCCAUUGCCACCAUCCUUGGUGUCUCUAAAUUUAAGUGAUACUCCACUUCGUUUUCUUCCAGAAAACAUUAAGGAUCUCAGUACACUCAGAUUCCUGGUUUUAGAAAGAUGCAAUAUGCUUCAGAUACUCCCAGAGCUUCCAUCCAACUUGGUUGUUUUAGAUGUGUCCUAUUGUUAUUCACUGCAAGGACUUGUAAAACAAUUCCUUUUUACCAGAGCACGUGAUUGUGAUCAAUUAGUUCAAUUCCAAGAUUUGAUUAAAUUGGAUUUAAUCCAGAAGGCUGACACACACAUGUUCAGAAUAAUGGAAAUGGUCAGCAUUGAAAUGCAGCCAAGGCUUUUUAAGAUACAGCUUCGGAACAACAUAUUCCACGUUCUCAUUUACAAUGAAGGAAAUGAGAUGUUGAGGUUUCAUGAGGAAGGAGAGGAGGGGCUAAUCCAGAAUGAGUUUGGAGAGCACUUGUCAUUCGAAGUAUCCACUCCUGCUGCGCACCGGAUAUGUGGCUUUAAUAUAUUCACAUGGUUUUCUUCCACGUCAGAAUUAAAUAUCGUAACUGAUCCUUUUAGUCUUGUCAUAAAAAACAAUACCAAGGGCAGAAGCGUGGUUUUUGACUGCUAUGGUUUUCUCCUAGAUUUAUGGGUUGAAAAAGGAUGGCUAUGGAUAAGCCACUGUAAAUGCGGGGUCGAUGAUCUUGGGUUUGAUGAUGGUGAUGAAUUCAGUGUUUCAGUGUUGAUGGAUGAUCCACGUGUUCAAAUAAAGAGGAUUGGUGUACGAAUAUUGCAUGAGGAGGGAGGAUCCAAGAAUGAUUAUAAUAAUAUCCAAUCAAACAAUGAAGCUACCACAUCCCAUAGCAGCAGUUGCAGCUGCUCAUCGGACAGUAAGGUUAUCACAGCAAACAGUAGGAGCUCCUUUUGGGACAAUCGAACUCUCGGUGAUGGAUAUGCAGCAAAAGCAGGAAUGGCUUCUCAACUUUUUAGACAUUAUUUUUGCUUUACACGUUGUAAUUAUGAUUUAUUAAACGUAUAUGCGUGUUUUUUUGAAAAGAAAUAAAUGGGAGAGGGAAGAGGGUAAUGAUAGGGUUGAAUUGAACA
Populus euphratica (Euphrates poplar) is the source of this 3655-nucleotide messenger RNA. RefSeq names its product TMV resistance protein N-like. The record is from RefSeq and is a predicted model, not a curated record. Gene Ontology annotation, molecular function: ADP binding. Gene Ontology annotation, biological process: defense response; signal transduction. The transcript has 6 exons. Bases 42 to 3614 code for a protein of 1190 amino acids. NCBI's taxonomy places the organism in Eukaryota, Viridiplantae, Streptophyta, Magnoliopsida, Malpighiales, Salicaceae.